Diuraphis noxia (Russian wheat aphid) is the source of this 1362-nucleotide messenger RNA. Its product is annotated as acetyl-coenzyme A transporter 1-like. Lineage: Eukaryota; Metazoa; Arthropoda; Insecta; Hemiptera; Aphididae. The record is from RefSeq and is a predicted model, not a curated record. Gene Ontology annotation, molecular function: acetyl-CoA transmembrane transporter activity. Gene Ontology annotation, cellular component: membrane. Gene Ontology annotation, biological process: acetyl-CoA transmembrane transport.
AUGUUUCAACUGGGAAUUGUUUCUACAAGGGUGGUUUUACUCUAUACGGCCAUUAACAUCGAUGAGUGGUUGCCCGAAUCCGAAAAACCUAAUCUUAAGGCGCUGGUGAUUACGUUUUGUAUCAUUAGCUUCUUGGCCGCAACACAAGAUAUAGUCGUCGAUGGAUGGGCACUGACAUUGCUUAAGAAGAACAAUGUGGGUCAUGCGUCCACGUGCAACGGAACUGGUGUAGCAUUGGGUGUGCUUAUAGCUACUAUUUGUCCCGUUUUACUAACAUCAGAAGAGUUUUGUAAUAAAUACUUACGGAUAACGCUCGGCACAGGGGGUAUAAUCACUUUAAAAGGUUUUAUGUAUUUUUGGAGCAUUAUUAUUGUGUUAAUAACAACAUCUAUUGGUAUAUUCAAAAGAGAAAAGGAUUACAGAUUAGAAGAGGGGCAUGUAAAAAUUAAUAUUUUUAAAAGUUAUAAACUUCUUUGGAAAAUUCUAAAGCUGCCUAAUAUUCGUGUAUUGGCAAUAGCAUUGUUAACAAUGAAGGUUGGAUUUUCUGCAAUGAGGAACUCAUUACUUUAUCUGAAACUCGUUGAUGCUGGUGUACCCAAAGAUGAUAUAAUGGUACUCACUACAGCAAUGUUUGCAGUAAAAAUUUUAACACCAUUUGCUGUAUCCAAGUACACUUCGGGUCCAAAGCCAAUGAGCGUGUGUUUAAAAUCAAUUCCCAUCAAACUAAUGUGGAGUCUUACAUACAUUGGAUUUGUUCAUUUAACACCAAUGAUUAUAUAUCGUAAUGGAGUAUUAAAUAUACCAAUAUAUUAUUAUUUGAUUUUAGGGCUUCUAAACGCAAUAAGUGAAGCACUCUCUUACAUAAUGCUAGUAGCCUUAACRGCAUUUUUCUCUCAAAUAAGUGACUCUCGGUUUGGUGGAACAUACAUGACGUUGUUGAACACAGUUUCAAAUUUUGGGAUGACAUUUUCGACAUCCAUAGGACUAAAAUUGAUUGACUUUUUAACGAUUAAAAAGUGUUCGAAUGAUUCCAAUAAUUAUUGUUCUACAAUAGAUUUGGAAAAUGCGUGUGAUACAAAUGGUGGCAAUUGUCUUAUAACAAUGGAUGGUUACUAUGUAGAAAUCAUCAUAUGUGCAUUAAUCGGCUUUAUUUGGUACGGGAURUUUAAAAAUACGUUAGAAGAUUUUCAAACCAAAAGUUCUUCAUAUUGGAUGGUGUAUGUUGAUCGACCAAGUGAAGAAAAUGUAGAAAAUUCUGUUGAUCCUUUUUCUAAGACCUAGAAUCUAAGUAAAUGCCAAGAAUUUAAUUCUAUGACAUUAAACAUAUAAUUUAAGAAAAAUUAUUUAUUUAUUUAUUUAUUU